Messenger RNA from Uloborus diversus, 2498 nucleotides. RefSeq names its product serine/threonine-protein phosphatase 6 regulatory subunit 3-like. The transcript has 22 exons. The record is from RefSeq and is a predicted model, not a curated record. Lineage: Eukaryota; Metazoa; Arthropoda; Arachnida; Araneae; Uloboridae. Gene Ontology annotation, molecular function: protein phosphatase regulator activity; protein phosphatase binding. Gene Ontology annotation, cellular component: cytosol; nucleus. Bases 1 to 2412 code for a protein of 803 amino acids.
AUGUUUUGGAGAUAUAACCUUAUUACUGGGUCUUGUAUUGAGACGCUGUUAGAUAAAGAGAAUGUAACCCUAAAGGAAUUGAUGGAAGAAGAAGACAUUCUUCAAGAAUGCAAUGCGCAGACUAAGAAACUGCUUGAUUUUCUUGUUCGUCCUGACGUUUUGGAUGAAAUGGUGACAUUGAUCACUGAAGAGCCCGACGAUGAGGGCGACGAGAGAUUACGCUACAGGCACGCCAAUCGAGCAUGUGAACUGUUAACAUUUGACAUUGCCCAGAUUAAUGAUGCUUUAGCUGGAAGUGAAGCUAUACUAGAAAAAUUCUAUGGAUUUUUAGACACAGACAAAGCUUUAAAUCCUCUCUUAGCUAGUUUUUUCAGCAAAACAUUGGGACUACUUAUAUCAAAGAAAACGGAUGAGGUUUUCAAGUUUCUGAAGGAAAGAGAUUUCAUUUCACUUAUUUUGAACCAUCUUGAUACUUCAGCUGUUAUGGAUUUACUUUUGCGUUUUGUCAGCCCAAUUGAAAAUAACGAAACGAAAGCAAUAGUUCUGAAGUGGCUGGAUGAACAGAAGCUUAUUCAACGUCUAAUAAGCAAAAUAGAUGUUAUUUUUGGCGAGGAUUUUAACUGCAAUGCUUCAUAUGCUCUAUGUGAUAUAAUCAAAGUUACCAGGGAACAUAUGUCCAUGUUACAGGAGAAAGCUGAACCAAAUCCUCUGCUGGAGACAUUAGAAUCCGUACAGUGUGUGUCGGAUUUAUUGAGUCACAUGUUCAGGGACGUCAGCAAAGAAAGUUCUAUUGUUAAUGGAAUAUUGGUUUUAUUAUCCUUAUUGAGGUUCAAAAAACUAGGUCCUGCUGGCAUGCAACAGAUACCAUCCAAUCAAAGUGAAUUACCACCUCAAGCAGAUAAUGCUCCAGUGUGCUUUAUGACUCUGUUUAGAAAUAGCGAGAGUGAACAGAUGACAGUAUUAGAUGCUGAAAGGCUAUCUCAUGGUGUAAAUAAUGUUCUUAAAGCUGUCGUUCCUCGACUGGAUGAGUUUCAUAAUCUGCUUCUGAAUCCUCCUUUGAAACCUGCCAUUACAUUAACCAUUGGACGAUUAGAUCCACCUCUUGGUUUAUGUCGUUUAAAAGUUGCUCGUUUUCUGACAGCUCUGCUAUCUACAAAUGACCACAAUGUAAAUGCUAAACUUGCAUCUCUUGAAACGAUGAAAGUUCUUGUAGAUAUGUUUUUCAAAUAUUCAUGGAAUAACUUUUUACAUACACAAGUAGAACAAGCAAUAGGAAUAAUUAUUACAAACAAUCCAACUACUGAUGAAGAAGGUAAUAAAGUUCAUCCAUUAUUAGAUCAAGUGUUUGUCCAAUGUAGAAUAACCAUCAAGAUUUUAGAAAGCUUUGAAGAAGAUGAAACACAGUGUGCUCCUGGAACGCCUAGGAAAAGUUAUAUGGGUCAUCUUACAAAAAUUGCUAAUCAUAUUGCUCAAAAUGCAGAGAAUGGAAUAAAUAGUUCAUUAAUCAAGGAGAAAAUGAAAGAACUGCCAGAUGAGCAUCUUCAAAGUUGGGAUGAAUUUGUUAAUAAACAGUUAGCUGAAAUAAAUAGAAAGAAUACUUCACAUAUAGUUAGUAGUCCAUCUGUGCAGUCAUCAUCUGGAGAUGGAGAUUCCAUAGACUUUAGAGACAUUCCAUUUGGGAAAGAUUCGUCAGUUCAUUUGGCUUUUUCUGACUAUCAAAUGCAUGAAAUGACAAGUAAUUUUGUUGACCAGUUUGGAUUUCAUGAUGAUGAGUUCGGGGACGCUGAUGAGAGUGUAAUUUGUGCCAGAAAUUCAAUGAACCCUGUUUCUCAGAACUUUCCAAUCGGAGAUACAAGCUGUAAGGGAAGUGCAGACUUGUUUGAAGAAGUUUGCAGAAUGAAAGCGAAUUCGGAAAGUGAUGCAGUUUUAUGGGAUGAUAAGGAGCGUUCACCAACUUUCAGCACCAGCUUUCAAAUGAGCAAGUCACCUGAAGAAAACAGUAGCGACUCAGAUGAAGAAUCUCAGGUUUUUGAAUCGGAUAGUGCAACUGUAACAUUAUCUGCUGAAGAAAUGAAAAUGGAUGUAGAUAAUCAAGAGGGUAUCUUUGAUGGUGUUCCAAUGGAUGUGGCCCCUGCAACCAUACCAAACCCAUGGGAAUCAACGGAUGCCGCAAACUCUUCUUCAGAUGAGCAGAGCAAUUGGGCUGAUUUCACCAAUUUUAGUUCAUUUGGGGCUUCCACAUCUGAUCGGGCCGAUGCGAUUGAUUCAGCCGCAGCUGUUGAAAUGGAAACUUCAGUUUCAAACCCUGGCUCCCAAGAUGCCUCUACAAAUGCAGUUCAAGUUUCUGGAGAAAAAACUGUUUUACAAGAUGAUGUCUUUUUAGAGAAGAGUAAUUUAAACUGCUUGUCUUAGUAGUUUAAGGAAUCGGAAUGUAAUAUCAUCGGCUUUUAGUAUUCACCUGUGAAAUGUCAUUGCGGUAAAUGUUUCGAGAAAUGGAG